Polypterus senegalus (gray bichir) is the source of this 2920-nucleotide messenger RNA. RefSeq names its product protein phosphatase 2, regulatory subunit B', gamma a (gene ppp2r5ca). Gene Ontology annotation, biological process: protein dephosphorylation; signal transduction. The record is from RefSeq and is a predicted model, not a curated record. Gene Ontology annotation, molecular function: protein phosphatase activator activity. Bases 84 to 1820 code for a protein of 578 amino acids. Gene Ontology annotation, cellular component: cytosol; protein phosphatase type 2A complex; nucleus. The transcript is spliced from 16 exons. Lineage: Eukaryota; Metazoa; Chordata; Cladistia; Polypteriformes; Polypteridae.
CGUAGGCGCCGCUGCAGUGCGAGGAAGCGACUUCGAGGCGUCUUGAAGUAAACGACGGUAGUAGUAAAGAGUGUUUUACUGCAAUGCCGAAUAAAUCCAAGAAAGAGAAGGAACCCGUAAAGUCUGGAAAAACUAGUAAAGCCGGAGGAAAAGAUGCCCAAGAAAACGUGGACCAUGAAGCUUGUAAUAAAAAAAACAGUUCAUUGCCCACAGCCCAGUUAACAAAAGUAAAACUUUCAGGGAUGCAGACAACAGUUAAAAGGGAAAAGCGCCACAGUUCAUCAUGGUAUAAUCUUAGCAACGACAGGGAGCUGCAGAAACUUCCAGCUUUUAAAGAUGUCCCACCUGCAGAGCAAGAAAAACUUUUCAUUCAGAAGCUGCGUCAGUGCUGUGUUCUGUUUGAUUUUGUAUCCGAUCCUUUAAGUGACUUGAAGUGGAAAGAGGUGAAAAGAGCUGCUCUGAGUGAAAUGGUGGAAUACAUCACACACAAUCGAAAUGUUAUUACUGAGCCUAUUUAUCCAGAGGUAGUUCACAUGUUUGCUGUCAACAUGUUUAGGACUUUACCUCCCUCUUCCAACCCAACAGGAGCAGAGUUUGACCCAGAGGAAGAUGAACCAACUCUAGAGGCAGCUUGGCCUCAUUUGCAGCUUGUCUAUGAAUUUUUUCUUAGGUUUUUAGAGUCCCCAGAUUUUCAACCAAAUGUUGCUAAAAAGUAUAUUGACCAGAAAUUUGUAUUACAGCUUUUAGAACUUUUUGACAGUGAAGACCCCCGUGAGAGAGAUUUUCUUAAAACCACACUUCACAGAAUCUAUGGAAAAUUUCUUGGGCUUAGGGCAUACAUUCGUAAACAGAUCAAUAAUAUAUUUUAUAGAUUUAUUUAUGAAACAGAACACCAUAAUGGGAUUGCAGAAUUACUGGAGAUUUUGGGAAGCAUUAUUAAUGGUUUUGCCUUACCUUUAAAAGAAGAGCACAAAAUUUUCCUGUUAAAAGUUUUGCUGCCUUUGCAUAAAGUCAAGUCACUUAGUGUCUACCAUCCACAGCUAGCAUAUUGUGUUGUUCAGUUUCUAGAAAAGGAUAGCACUCUUACAGAACCUGUGGUUAUGGCACUUCUUAAGUACUGGCCAAAGACACAUAGUCCAAAAGAAGUCAUGUUCUUAAAUGAGCUUGAGGAAAUUCUGGAUGUAAUAGAGCCUUCAGAGUUUGUUAAAGUCAUGGAGCCAUUGUUUCGACAACUGGCAAAGUGUGUCUCAAGUCCACAUUUUCAGGUUGCAGAACGAGCAUUGUACUACUGGAAUAAUGAAUACAUCAUGAGCUUAAUCAGUGACAAUGCUGCUAAAAUCUUACCCAUCAUGUUUCCUUCAUUGUACCGGAACUCGAAGACUCACUGGAAUAAGACCAUCCAUGGCUUGAUCUAUAAUGCACUGAAACUCUUUAUGGAGAUGAAUCAGAAACUGUUUGAUGACUGCACUCAACAGUUUAGAGCAGAAAAGAAUAAAGAGAAGCUAAAAUCUAAAGAGAGGGAGGAGGCAUGGAUCAAGAUAGAACAUCUUGCAAAGUCAAAUCCACAGUACCCUGUGUACAUUGACUCCUCUUGCCUCAAUAGUCCUGUAGCAAUGGAGACAGAUGUUCCUUUGAUAGAAGAUGUUCAAAUGUUAAAAAAGACUGUAGAAGAAGCAGCUACUCCGCUACAGAGAGAUCAGAGGAAAGAACGGCCGCUUGUUAGACGAAAAUCUGAGCUGCCUCAGGACAUUUAUACCGUGAAAGCCUUGGAAUCACAUCGCCGCACUGAAGAAAUCCUGACCAUUCAUGAUGAGCAUUAGGCAAACAUGCCGGUUUUCUGCUUUGAACAGGAAGACUGAAGAAUGCAAACACAAAUAAGAUGGACCAGAAACUCCUGGAUUUCUGCCCAUGAAGCACAGUUCUAUGAUUCUGUGCAUUAAGGUUUCUGCUUUCUCAGGAUGUGAAGAAGUGGUGUUUUUCAAAUUUCUUUGUCUUUUUGUUUUCCCCAAUAUUACCACAUAUUGAGUGCCUGCCUGCCUUUAAAUUUGUCUUGUGUUGUUUUAUUUGUUAGUCUUUAAUUAAACUUUUGCCAUAUUAAUUCAGAAUAUAAGAUCAUAUUACACCGAGAAGCAAGAGACUGACAAUGAAAACAGAUCUUUUGAAAAAAAGCAAUGUGAAAUAUGUGAAUUUUUUUAAGGAACAAAUACAGAAAACAUGCACAGGCAAGCUUUUUCUUCCAAUAACAGGAUCAACUGUUAGUGCCAAUGUUUCAUUUCAUUCACAUCAAACUUUAAUUUUUCAUGUCACUUUGCUUUUGAGGAAAAGUGUAUUUUUGUAACCCAAGAAAUGGGAAGAGUACUCCUGCAGAAUUUACCAAAAUACUGGAAAUAGCUCAGUGAGCAGAGAACCGGCAUGAAUAUUUAGGUUGUCCAUCCACAAUGUAUGUCUGCGUAUAGUGGUCUCUGUGUGCCAAACUACUUUAAUUUUACACAUAAAGAAGUUUUACCCAGUUCAGUAGGCAAUAAGUUUACUCAGAAUUCAUUUGAAAUGUUGGUAGUUCAAACAAGGGUCAAGUAUAGAUAAACAUUAAAAAAGAAUUGUCUGUCCUUAAAAAAGAAUUUUGAAAUGUUCUUAAUAUUCCUUUAAUUCUGUAAUUAUUGUAAAUCUGAUAUAAAUAGCAGUUCUGUGAAUUAAUACUUCCAAAUUUGUCUUUGAGCUGCCUAAAAUUUUUAAAAGAUGUGUUUACUGUGUAGCUAGUUUUUAGAACUGCCUUUCAAAGGCUGUAUUGUCUCCAUACCUGCAAAACCAGCAAGAUGUCUGUUUGCUCCCUAUACUUGCUUAUGUAUGCUAUACAUUCCAGUAGUAAGUGAGAAUUUGAAGGUACCACAUUUUCCUCGCAUCCAUGAAUACUACUUGCUUA